Molecule: messenger RNA, 1416 nt
Organism: Magnusiomyces paraingens
Lineage: Eukaryota; Fungi; Ascomycota; Dipodascomycetes; Dipodascales; Dipodascaceae
Exons: 1
Coding region: 1-1416 (471 amino acids)
Source: RefSeq, a predicted model, not a curated record
AUGCUUGCAUACCCCCGCCCACGGCAAACUCACCAGCCAGAGUUCGUUGGCCUGAUUCCAUUGCUAUUAGCAGCCAUUCUGGCCGUCUUCUCGGUCGGCGCUGGCGCCGCAGAAACCAAGGACAAUAAGCCUAUUCCACCCCUUGGCAAGGAGUACAUUAUCGAGGACUCUCUCUUUAUCACACCAAAGUCUCACCCGGGCCUUUUCUCAUUUAACGGCCGUUGGCUCCGAUACAGAGACACUUUCUAUGCCUCUUCAUGGCCUGCAACUUCUGUCAACGUUCUUAUUUACGGUGACGAAUGCUCUAUCAAGCUUAGACCUCCACGCAAUACUGGUGUCAUUAAAAACCAGCGUUUCCUUGUUUCAGUCGAUGGAUCUCCUCAGCUUGUCCUCUCUCUCCCCCCAUACAAUGCUGAAGAAAACCCCGUUUUUGACGUCCGUAUCGAUUUACCUCCUACUGACCCCUCUAUUAAAGAGGAGGCUGAAAACUCGGCAAAACUUGUCCCUCAUGUCGUUGAAAUCAUGUCAGACGAAGAAAACCCUCUGCACAUUUUGGGUAUUUCCAUGACAAACACCGUUGUUCGUCAAGGCUCCUCCUGGGUGGCCAACCAGCGACGCAUCCCUCACAUUGAAUUUGUGGCAGAUAAAUCCUCUAACUUUUAUCCCUCUGUUAAUCAAACUUCUCUUUAUGCGGCUUCUCGCUCUCUCGGCCUGCGUCAAACUUACAUUCACAAGUACGAUACCUGCUUUUCCUCUCACUGCUACAAGGCUCGCGGUGGUCUUGCUCAACAGUACGAAUGGCUUUCUCCCUUUGACGGUAAUCCAAAGCCUGCCGAUGCUCGCAACGAAAUGCCCUUCUUUCACGUCUUCAACCGUAUCCAACGUCUCUUUGAGACUACAGAACCUCAGUUCGUCGUUGUUGAUGUUGGUGACAAUGACCUUCUUAAGGGUGUUUCCCCCCACAAUUUUUACACUGACUUGCAGAUGUUUCUUGGUCAACUCAUUGUGAACCACAGACCCGACGCUCAAAUCUUUGUCAUUAUUCGCGACGGCCGCUACUUUCACGAGACUGAGGAUGCUGUCAUCUCUAUGAGAAAUUCUAAUGUCCAUGCCGUUUAUUUUGGACAGGAGUCAGCCGACUGGUGGAGGGCUUUCUUUUGCUCUUAUAUUCUCCCUCUUGCUGAUCAAAACUAUCCUUAUGCAGAGUUUUGCAGCGCCCCAGGUCUCACACAGAUUACUGGCUCUUCAGCGACUUCUGGCUUCUUUUCCUUUUUGAUUAUUUUGGGUCUUGUUGCCAGCGUCUCUUAUGCCAUUUAUGUUAACCGUGGAUAUAUUCUUAGUCUAAUCCAAGGCUCUUCUAACCUGCCACAUUACACCACAUCUUCCAGCAAACCACUUAUGUCUGAAACUGCUUAA